Haemonchus placei is the source of this 411-nucleotide messenger RNA. NCBI's taxonomy places the organism in Eukaryota, Metazoa, Nematoda, Chromadorea, Rhabditida, Trichostrongylidae. The record is from the annotation of a GenBank genome assembly.
AUGAAAGUGCCUCUGAUAGCUGUUUCCCGAGUAGAAAGUGUCAAAACUGUUGAGGGUGCCGUCGGUCGCUUACUGACGGCCGUUCGUAGCCGUUCUUUACGACGAAAGAAACCGAAACAGAAAUCAGUGUACAAAUCUCGAUCCGAGAAUCGCGCUCGAAAAGCUCUACGUACAAUCACGUUCAUUCUGGGCGCCUUCAUCGUGCUAUGGACACCGUUCUACGUACUGGCAACUAUCUAUGGAUUUUGUGAAAGUUGUAAAAGCUCACCAGCAUUCAACAUGCUCUACUCGAUCAGUUACUACUUGUGCUAUAUGAAUUCGCCAUUGAAUCCAUUCUGCUAUGCCAUGGCUAAUCAGCAAUUCAAAAAGACGCUCACACGCAUUUUCAAAGGCGACUUCAGGAGAAUGUAG